This is a messenger RNA of Ictalurus furcatus (blue catfish), 8039 nucleotides long. RefSeq names its product ATPase phospholipid transporting 10A (gene atp10a). Lineage: Eukaryota; Metazoa; Chordata; Actinopteri; Siluriformes; Ictaluridae. Gene Ontology annotation, molecular function: ATPase-coupled intramembrane lipid carrier activity; magnesium ion binding; ATP hydrolysis activity. Bases 635 to 5008 code for a protein of 1457 amino acids. Gene Ontology annotation, cellular component: plasma membrane. The record is from RefSeq and is a predicted model, not a curated record. The transcript is spliced from 21 exons. Gene Ontology annotation, biological process: phospholipid translocation.
ACUUCAGGCUAUAAAUAAAACAUUUCAUUAUGAUUUAUUGCGGGUUUUUUUUUUUAAAGCCAGCAAGCAAAUAAAAUACAGUUUUAUUAAAAAAUAAACUGAACUGAAGUCCCGAAGUAAAAGUGAAACCGGCGGCAGCGAGGGACCGGUGAUCGGUGAUCAGGAGGGAGGAAGCCGCAGAGACACGGUCAUAACGCGUGGCACUUCCAGUAACACAGAAGAAGCUCAACAAAUGGGGCGGAGCCUGUUCGGGACUGACGUCAGAGGUACCGCCUCUCGCGGAAGCCACGUCAAAAACCGUCGCAUAUGAAAGCAUGUGGAUGGACCCGUCCUAGGCUGUAAGGGUGUAUCCGGGUGUGAUGGAGAUCAGCUGGGCCGGGCCUAACACAGCUCGAGCUCAGCUUUAAAGCAUCUUCAACUGCGCGAGGAAAAAAAAACACAGGAAAAAAGAUGCAACAAUGAAACUUUAAGACGGGAAAUAAACACAAAGUUAGGGCAACAAAGUCGCGCGAGCAUGGAAGAGCUGAAGAUGGGAAGAUGAAGGAAGUGGAGAGGAAUGUCAGAGCUGGGAGAAGGCAAGGCAUGAUUACUUAGAGAGAGAGAGAGAGAGAGAGAGAAAAAGUUUGGAAAAGCCAUGGCGCGCGAGAAUGAAGAACCCGGAGCGGGCGGCAAAAAGCGCAAAAAGCGGAAAAGUAAAAAAGAAAGCAAGACCAGGACGGUGCACGCGAACAUUCUGUACGACCACCACGCCAAAGCGGCGGAGAACCCGAACCGGCUGUACGCCAACAACAAGAUCAAGACCACCAAGUACACCCUGCUCUCCUUCAUCCCCAAGAACCUCUUCGAGCAGUUCCACCGCUUCGCCAACGUCUACUUCGUCUUCAUUGCGCUGCUCAACUUCGUGCCGGUGGUCAACGCGUUCCAGCCCGUGCUCGCGCUCGCGCCCGUGCUCUUCAUCCUGUCCGUCACCGCCAUCAAGGACCUGUGGGAGGAUUACCGCCGACACCGAUCCGACCAGGAGAUCAACCACAUGGACUGCCUGGUUUACUGCAGAGCCGAGCGGCGCUACGUGGAGCGGUACUGGAAGGAGGUCCGUGUGGGAGAUUUCAUCCGGCUGCGCUGUAACGAGAUCGUUCCGGCCGACGUGCUGCUGCUGAGCUCCAGCGAUCCGGACCGGCUGUGUCACAUCGAGACGGCCACGCUGGACGGAGAGACCAACCUGAAGCAGAGACAGGUGGUGCGCAGCUUCAUCGACCUGGACACGGAGUUCGACCACAUGAAGUACAACAGCGUUAUCGAGUGUGAGAAGCCCAACAACGACCUGAACCGUUUCCGUGGCUACAUAAUCCAUCGUAACGGAAGGAGAGAUGGUCUCUACAAAGACAACCUGCUGCUCAGAGGCUGCACCAUUCGCAAUACAGAGGAAGCUGUGGGCAUCGUCAUCUACGCAGGUCACGAAACCAAAGCCAUGUUGAACAACAACGGGCCGCGGUACAAACGCAGCAAACUGGAGCGACGGAUGAACGUGGACGUCUUCUGGUGUGUCAUCAUCCUGCUGGUCAUGUGUCUGUUCUCCGCCAUCGGUCACGGUUUGUGGAUGUAUCAGUACGGAGAUAAGAGGCCCGUGUUUGAUGUUCUGAGUCCUGAGGGAACAGAUUUGUCUCCGGUCGUCUCGGCCGUGUAUCUGUUCCUCACCAUGAUCAUCGUGUUCCAGGUGCUGAUCCCCAUCUCGCUCUUCGUCUCCAUCGAGAUCGUGAAGAUCUGCCAGGUUUACUUCAUCCACCAGGACCUGGAUCUGUACGACGAGGAGACGGACUCUCACCUGCAGUGCCGAGCUCUGAACAUCACCGAGGACCUCGGCCAGAUGCAGUACAUCUUCUCCGAUAAGACGGGAACGCUCACCGAGAACAAGAUGGUGUUCCGGCGCUGCACCGUGGCCGGAGUCGAGUACUCGCACGACGCUAACGCGCGGAGGCUGGCGAUGAUGUACCAGGACGUGGACUCUGAGGAAGAGGAGUGUGUGUCUCACGGAGGAACGUUACCGAGGAGAGAGAGCGUGUGUAGUCAGCACAGCGGCCGAGUCGUCCUGCGCUCGCAGAGCACCAAAUCACACCGACGCACCGGGAGCCGAGCCGAGGCCAAGCGGGCCAGCAUCCUGUCCAAACACACCGCCUUCAGCAGUCCCAUGGAGAAAGACAUCACUCCGGACCCUCAGCUGAUGGAUAAGGUGAACGAGUGCGGCAGUCAGAUGGAGUUCAUGCGCUUCCACAGUCGGCUCCUGAGCCAGAUCCCUCCUGACCUGUGUGACGUCUUCGACUUCUUCAUCGCUCUCACCAUCUGCAACACGGUGGUCGUGUCGUCCCCCGAUCAGCCGCGCCAGAAGGUGCGACGUUUUGAGCUGAAAUCCCCGGUGAAGACCAUCGAGGACUUUAUCAAGCGCUUCACGCCGAGUCGCCUGACAUCGGGCUCCAACAACAGCAGCUCGUCCAGCCUGGCCACCAACCGCUCGUCGUCUCAGCGCGCCGCCUCCAGCGUGCUGUCCUCGCCGUCGGCCGAGAGCGCGCUCGCCAAACUGGACGAGGAGCGUCUGCAGAAGGCCUUCAGCCCCGUCCCGCCCGGACACGACCCGGCCAAGGCUUCCACUCGGGACGAAGGCGAGCUGCGUUACGAAGCAGAGUCUCCGGACGAAGCGGCUCUGGUGUACGCCGCCCGUGCCUACAACUGCGCUCUGGUGGGCCGACUGGCGGAUCAGGUGACCGUGGAGCUGCCGCAUGUGGGAAAGCUGAGCUUCGAGCUGCUGCACACGCUGGGAUUCGACUCCACGCGUAAGCGUAUGUCCGUGGUGGUGCGGCAUCCGCUCACCGAGCAGAUCACCGUGUACACCAAAGGAGCCGACUCGGUCAUCAUGGACCUCAUCAGACCACCUGCAACAGACGACUCCAAAGGCAAACGGCAACGCAAAAUUCUCUACAAAACCCAGAACUACUUGAACCUGUACGCCGCCGACGGCCUCCGAACUCUGUGCAUCGCCAAAAGGGUCCUCAGUAAAGAAGAGUACGCCUGCUGGCUGCAGCGCCACCUGGAGGCUGAAACGGCCAUCCAGGGACGAGAGGAGCUGCUGUUUGAAUCCGCACUACGACUGGAGACCGAUCUUCAUCUGUUAGGAGCGACGGGGGUCGAAGACCGGCUGCAGGACGGCGUACCCGAGACCAUCGCUGCUCUGAGGACGGCGGGGCUGCAGAUCUGGGUGCUGACGGGGGACAAACAGGAGACGGCCAUCAACAUUGCGUACGCCUGCAAGCUGCUCGACCCCGAGGAGGAAAUCAUCACGCUCAACGCCGACUCGCAGGAGGCCUGUGCUGUUCUACUUGAUGAAAGUCUGCACUACAUCCAGGCUAAGUUCCUGUGCAGUUCCUCAUCAGACCCCCAGGCGACCCGGCUUGUCCAGCAGGACUACACCAGCGUGCACUUCCUGUCUCCAGGUUCUGGCUCCGCCCCCACAGGCCCGUUCCUGGUGCACCGGCUGGGUUUGGUGAUUGACGGCCGCACUCUGGCCUACGCUCUGGAUAAGAGUCUGGAGAAUAAGUUCCUGGCCGUGGCCCGGAGCUGCAGGUCGGUGCUGUGCUGUCGCUCCACGCCGCUGCAGAAGAGCAUGGUGGUCAAACUCGUGCGCAACAAACUCAAGGUCAUGACCCUGGCCAUAGGUGACGGGGCUAAUGAUGUCAGCAUGAUCCAGGUAGCAGAUGUUGGUGUGGGCAUCUCGGGGCAGGAGGGCAUGCAGGCGGUGAUGGCCAGCGAUUUCGCUCUUCCUCGCUUUCAGUACCUGCAGAAGCUCCUCCUAGUUCAUGGACACUGGUGCUACUCUCGUCUGGCCAACAUGAUCCUCUACUUCUUCUACAAAAACGCUAUGUUUGUGGCGCUGAUCUUCUGGUAUCAGUUUUACUGCGGGUUCUCCGGCUCGGCCAUGAUCGAUCAGUGGUAUCUGAUCUUCUUCAACCUGAUGUUCUCGGCGUUCCCGCAGCUCAUCACCGCCACGCUGGAUAAAGACGUGUCCUCGGAGACCCUGCAGGAACUACCUCAGCUCUAUACGAACGGACAGAACUCGGAGGAAUAUAAGCCGUACAUGUUCUGGAUGAAUAUGAUCGAUGCCUUCUACCAAAGUCUCAUCUGUUUCUUCAUCCCUUACUUUGCGUACGCUGACUCGGAUGUGGAUCUGUUCAGCUGGGGCACGCCCAUCACCACGCUCGCCCUCCUCACCAUCCUGCUGCAGCUCGGCAUCGAAACCAAAACCUGGACGUGGAUGAACUGGGCGUCCAUGGCGUUCAGCGUGGGACUGUUCUUCACCGUGGCUCUGUGCUACAACGCCUCCUGCCCCACCUGCUACUCCCCCUCCAACCCCUACUGGACCAUGCAGAGACUUCUGGGAGAUCCUCUCUUCUACCUGCUGUGCGUCGUCACGCCCAUCACUGCUCUUCUGCCCAGAUAUUUCUACCGAGCGUGUCAGGGUUCCUUGUUCCCCAGCCCGGUGCAGGUGGGCCGUCAGCUGGACAGAUUCGCACCCGAGCUGCGCAGACACCUGCUGCACCAGAACCAGGCCAAGCUCUUCCCUUUCUGCAGACCUUUCCUCAAGCCCUGCAGCUCCACUCGCACAAACCUGUACCCCGCCCACGCCAAGCACAAGCCCAGGGCCGCCGAUCCCGGCAUGACCAAGAGCAUGGAGAUGAAGGACACGUCUCGGAGUUCCAGGAACACCGAGAACCACGUGGUGCGGAACUCCGAGAACUCUCCACACGGACCGAGCGAGAGCAGCACACUACCGUACACCAAAGAUCAGCAUCAGCCUGAGCCUGGCGUGCUCACGUCCACGCCGCUGCCGCCUCACACAGACAGCGUGCAGCUCGUAUCGCCCCCUAGCGGCGGUCCUCCGGGCAUCACGUACAAAACGAGUUCUGACGUCCCGGAGAACCUGACGCCCGAGCGUCUCCGGGAACCACCUUCGGGUUCGUGAUGCCGGCGAGAGGAUUCCGGUCCAAAUUUGCACGUCCAAAUUUUUUAAUUCUAUUUUUCAGAAUUAUUUUAUGAAGCUAUAGAUAAAGGGUACUAUUAUAUACAUUUAUAUAUAUAUAUAUAUAUAUAUAUAUUUUAGACGUGUACAGAUUUUUUCGGAAUAAAGAUUAUUGAUGUUUUUUGAGAGUAGAGAUGAAAACACGUGCAAACUGGAUGGUCUUAACCGUAUGUUUUUACCAGGAAAAAAAUAUUCCCAGCUCAUUUCCUCCAGAGACAUUACUGUCCUUUAUCUUAGCUGUUAUUUAUUUGGACCUGGAGCCUUAACACACACACACACACACACACACACACACACACACUCUCCAGCACAACGUUAACACUUUUACAUAAAGUUUUCCUGGAAUUAUUCACUUGGUAGUGAGUCUUAAACAAACACACACACACACACACACACACACACACACACACACACACUGUAAUGAAUAAUUUAUGUGUUUUCUUUUCCCUUAGCGCACUACACACACAACUUAUUCUAGAGCUCGGAAGUGAAAUAUGUCACGACUCGCACUCUUUCCAGAAAAUCCAAAAAUCAGCUUCAUUGCAAAUAUUUUGCCAUCUUUUUGUUUGUUUGUUUGUUUGUUUGUUUGUUUGUUUUUAUACACACACACCAUUUUCUGGAUCGUAUUCAUACCAAAGAUGCAUCUCAUGAAUAUUCAUGCUGCUUAUUUUUUUAUAUCAAAAACAGCCCCUGGUUUUAUAGAGCCUUUUUUUUCUCUCUUUUGUUUUGUUUGUUUGUUUUUUUGGGAAAUGGAUUAAACUGAUGCUGGUAUUUCAAACUGUUUAUUUAUAACGCAAUACCUUUUCAUUUAUAAAUGAUCAAUAACACGACCAGAGAGAUUAUUAUUAUUAUUAUUAUUAUUAUUGUAUGCAAAUUUAUUCGUCUAAGCCAUGUCAGGUUAGCAUUGUUCCUUGUUGUCAUUAGGUGUUAAGUUGUCGUAUUUCCGUACACGAAGCACUAAACCUGACCCGUAAACACAUUUCAGGUCGCUCGCUGUUUACCGUUUUAUCGAGCUGGAUUUAUUUUAUAAACCGUGACACGUUUUCCUGAUUUUUAUUAUUAUUAUUUUUUAAAAUCUGGGCCGACGUUUGUGCGGCCAGAAAUAAACGUAUGGAAAUAAUACUAAAAUUAGGUGCUAACUUGUUCUCCUGUGAGUCCUGUGUUCAUAAUGCAUUAUAAACCUGUCAUAUAGCAUCCAUAAUACCUUAUAGUACCGGACGUGAGGCAGCGCAUAACCAGUUAUGGUGACGUGCGCUGUUCGAUGCGUCGUAUAGCAUUCAUAAUACCUCAUAACACCCUGGAAAAUCAGCUAUAAAGCAUGAGCCUUUAUGUAGGAUUAUAAAUGCUAUAUGAUGCCUGGCAAUAUUUUGUAUUAUUCCUAAUAAAUAAAGUUAAACAGACAGUGCUUUUUAACACGCAUACUGUAUCUGUUAUAUAGCGUAUAUAAUACCUUAUAACGCAAAGUUCUAAUAACGUGUAAUCACCAAUAGAGUUCCGACAUUGUAAAGUGUGUUAUAAGGUAUUAUGUGUACUGUAUAACGCAUGGCAUGACUUUGGUAUUUGUGCUUUCUAGCGUGCAUAACACUUUAUAAAGCAUGAGAAUAUGGCUGUAAUGUCACGAUGCAGAACACGUUAUUAUAUCUAUAAACUGUAAGGGUUGUAUUAUAAUGCAUUACAGCAUGAACAGAUUGUAGUGUUCUAUAACCUGACAUUAUGAAGGCGUAACACGUGAGCUAUGCUUUAUAAUGCAUGACGUUAUCUAGAAGCUGUAUCCGAGCUGGUUCUAUGACGCGUUACGACAGAUAUUACAGUGUGUUGUGUUAUGUCACCUGACGUAACGAAUUGAUUUCCUGAAGCAUUGUGCGUGUAUUGAUUGCUAUAACAGGCUUAUGUCAGGCUUCAUAACAUGGUGUAACACAUUAUCCGUUAUACUGCAUUGCAACGCGAACAGAGAUGGUGUUAUUGUCCCCUGACAUUACGAAGUUGUUUCCUAUAGUAUUAGACGUUUUUAUAUCUAGAACAGUCUUAUGUCAAGCAUUAUAACACAUUGUUUUAUACUUUACAGUACAUUAUUAUAUUCAGAAAGUGUACCAGAGUGUUAUAACGCACUACAACAUGAACAGACUUUAUGAAGUCGCUUCCUAAAGUGUCAUGGAUGUAUCUAUGACUGACGGGUUUAUUUUAUCACCUGUGCUUUAUAAUGCAUUAUUACAUCUAGAAACUUGAACAGAUAUCAUGUUUUACGUCACCUGACCUUAUGAAGUCAUUCCCUGAAGUAUAAUGCCUCCGUAACCAUAGUGUCAGGCUUCAGAACGUUCCGCGUGAACUAUAUAAUGCGUCGUUUUAUCUAGAAUCGAUGCCGGAGCUCGUGUUCGAAUGCGUUUCAGCGUGAACAGAUCUAGCCUUAUGUCCCCUGACGUGUGACAUGAAGUCGUUUCCUGAAGUAUUACGCAGGUCUACCCUUUAUAACGCAUUAUUAUAUCUUGAAACAAUACCAGCUUGUUCCUGUGGGCUUGUUUUACACUGCGUUACACAAGAGCAGAUUCUGAGUGUUUAUGUAUGUAUUAUGCCUGUAUUUAUAACUAUAACAGGCGUAUGUCACGUGUUAUAACCGGACCGGCGCGUGUGUUAUAAUGCUUUACAUCAUGAACAGACAUUAUAAGGCUUUAUGUAACCUAACAUUAUGAAGUAUUAGGUGUGUAUCGAACACCAGAACAGGCUUACACCAGGCAUCACGACAUAUCAUUCGUGCAUUAUAACACAUUAUGAACACAGGGUUCGAGGGAAAUGUUCCGGUUGUUCUGUAAGAUUUCUGCUCGUUGUGUUUGCUGUUUGUUCUCCCACAUCGCAUCGCCGUGUUUUCUGUUGUUUGUUUGUGAAGUUUAGCUGAUUACCUGAGUUCAGAGCUGUAGAGUUUCGUUCACACAGGAUUCAGGGACGUUUACGGUCAAGCCUGGAGUUUAUCCACGGUGGG